Molecule: messenger RNA, 934 nt
Organism: Phyllotreta striolata
Lineage: Eukaryota; Metazoa; Arthropoda; Insecta; Coleoptera; Chrysomelidae
Source: the annotation of a GenBank genome assembly
UUGUUAGUAUCAGAAAUAUUCAAUUAAAUAUCAGAAUUGGUUGAAUAUUUGCGUGAAAAUGGAUUUUCAAAACCGACCCGGUGGGAAAACGGGCGGAGGCGGCGUCGCCUCCUGGUCGGAAACCAACCGAGACCGAAGAGAACGACUGAGGCAACUGGCCUUAGAAACCAUCGAUCUGCAGAAGGACCCGUAUUUUAUGAAAAAUCACCUGGGGUCUUACGAAUGUAAGCUUUGCUUGACCCUACACAACAACGAGGGGAGCUACUUGGCGCAUACACAAGGUAAAAAGCACCAAGCCAAUUUGGCCAGGAGGGCAGCCAAGGAAGCCAAAGAUGCUCCCACGUCGCUGCAACCGGAGAAGCCCCGAGUGGAGCCCAAGAAGUUCGUGAAAAUCGGUAGACCCGGUUAUCGGGUGACUAAACAGAGAGAUCCAGAAACCGGUCAACAGAGUUUACUGUUCCAAAUCGAUUAUCCAGAAAUAAGCGACCUGGUUUUGCCCCGACACCGCUUCAUGUCUGCAUACGAGCAAAAAAUCGAGCCCCCAGACCGUAAAUGGCAGUACUUACUGUUCGCUGCGGAACCGUACGAAACCAUUGCCUUUAAAGUACCGAGCAGAGAAGUCGAGAAAACGGAUAAUAAGUUCUGGACACACUGGAACAGGGACACCAAACAAUUUUUCCUGCAAUUCGCUUUCAAGAACGAGAACAAGCGCUCCGUUAACUCUGUAAUUCAAAGGCAUUCGAUUGUUGGCGGAGUUCCACCGCCUCCCAUGCUGCCGGUACCGCCGCCGCCCAGGCCUCCUAUGUUUAAUCCAAUCCCACCGCCACCGCCGAUGAUGAGGGCCGUUUUGCCAGUACCGCCUCCGAAUUAAUUUUAAUCAUAAAACAUGUCAUUUUUAUAAUAAUUGCAUACUAAAUGAAGAAAUGAGUUCAUA